Messenger RNA from Ruditapes philippinarum (Manila clam), 658 nucleotides. RefSeq names its product chymotrypsin-like elastase family member 2A. Gene Ontology annotation, biological process: proteolysis. The record is from RefSeq and is a predicted model, not a curated record. Lineage: Eukaryota; Metazoa; Mollusca; Bivalvia; Venerida; Veneridae. The coding region runs from base 30 to 569 and encodes 179 amino acids. The transcript has 4 exons. Gene Ontology annotation, molecular function: serine-type endopeptidase activity.
UUUGUUUCCGCCACAAACGUGUUCAAGUAAUGAAACUUUUUUUGCAGCACCCAAAAUUAGAUCCUACCAAUGGAAUUGAAGGGGAUGUUGCUUUAUUACAGCUUGAAAAUGAGCCGGAACUAGGAGAAAGGGUCAAGACGUUCGGUCUACAAAAUUUAGCUAAAUCUUCAAAGGAAGACAAGAACAUUCAUAAGAAAAAAGGCGCGUGCAUAGUUCCGGGAUAUGGCUUCAUUAAAUGGGAUAAAUUUCAGACGCUACUGCCCACAACUAUGAGGAAGUACAGUCCAGCCAUGCUAAAACCUUCAGUUUGCACUGGCGGUGAAUACUUUAAGAAACUGUUUUUAUGUGCUUUUAACCAAGACUUGACAAACACAUGCAAGUAUGACGGUGGCACACCUUUGCUGUGCAAGAGUAAAGGAAAGACUAAACUGUACGGAGUGACGAUGGGGGCUUUUGGAUUUACCCAGUAUUGUAACAGUGGCCAGUCACUGUUUACACGGAUAUCCACAUACUAUGAUUGGAUAAAAAAGAAAACUAGAUCACUGCAAAAUGAAAAGAUUGAGGAAUAAUUUACUAAUUUCAAGACAAUGCAUGUGUAACGAUAUUUUCAAUGGACACUGCUUUUCAUUUUUGCUCAAGCUCAACUCUAUGGUUUUAU